Orussus abietinus is the source of this 907-nucleotide messenger RNA. RefSeq names its product 60S ribosomal protein L12 (gene RpL12). Lineage: Eukaryota; Metazoa; Arthropoda; Insecta; Hymenoptera; Orussidae. The coding region runs from base 130 to 627 and encodes 165 amino acids. The record is from RefSeq and is a predicted model, not a curated record. Gene Ontology annotation, biological process: translation. Gene Ontology annotation, molecular function: large ribosomal subunit rRNA binding; structural constituent of ribosome. Gene Ontology annotation, cellular component: cytosolic large ribosomal subunit; ribosome. The transcript has 4 exons.
AUGGCGCCGUUGCGGCAUCCGGUCUUUUCGCGUUGAGCCUCAAGGAUAGUUGGGUACCGCGUACAGUCAACUUUAAAUCUGACUGCAUCGGCAUUGUAUUAAGGGUUUUGUGUACAAUAAUAAUUCACAAUGCCACCCAAGUUCGAUCCUACUGAGGUCAAGAAAGUAUUUUUGCGGUGUGUGGGAGGAGAGGUCGGAGCAACAUCCUCGCUGGCUCCUAAAAUAGGUCCCCUUGGUUUGUCUCCUAAAAAAGUCGGCGAUGACAUUGCUAAGGCCACCAGUGACUGGAAGGGGCUUAAAAUUACAGUCCAACUGACAAUUCAAAAUAGGCAAGCUACGAUAUCAGUAGUUCCUUCCGCAGCCUCUUUGAUUAUAAAGGCUCUGAAAGAACCGCCAAGAGAUCGCAAGAAACAAAAAAAUAUUAAACACAGUGGAAAUCUGAGUUUUGACGAUGUCAUAGCAAUUGCCAGGGCUAUGAGGCCACGUUCGAUGUCACGUGAACUCAGUGGGACUGUAAAAGAGAUUUUAGGAACCUCCCAGUCCGUUGGAUGUACAGUGGAAGGAAGGCCUCCCCAUGACCUCAUUGAAGACAUUAAAGCUGGAGAGCUAGAAGUUCCCGAAGAUUAAUAUGAUACCAAUUGAUCUCAAUAAAGAAAUUUUUUAAAUCCACAACUUAUCUGCUUUUUCUUCCAUUCUAAAUGAAUAAUGAUGUAAUAAUAACAGUAUAUAGCGAUUACUUUAUUAGGAUUACUGCUAAAGGAGAUUGUACAUCAAUAUUCAUUUUAUAUUCUUCGAUCCUUUGAACUCACUUUUGUACCAAUGUUUAUAAUUGAAAAAUUUUGAGUGCAUAGCUUUUGACAAGUUUUACUGAAAAUUCAUGAAAAUAAACGUCUACUUAACACUUGAA